Molecule: messenger RNA, 1339 nt
Organism: Drosophila takahashii
Lineage: Eukaryota; Metazoa; Arthropoda; Insecta; Diptera; Drosophilidae
Product: aminoacylase-1A-like
Biological process (GO): amino acid metabolic process
Cellular component (GO): cytoplasm
Molecular function (GO): aminoacylase activity
Source: RefSeq, a predicted model, not a curated record
UUGUAUCUGAGCCCUCGAUAGAAACACAAUGGCCGCCAAGAAGUGGGAUUCCAAUAAGGAGAUCGAAUAUUUCCGCGAAUAUCUGCGUAUUCCAAGUGUUCACCCCAAUCCCGAUUAUGAGCCUUGUGUGGAGUUUUUAAGGUGUCAGGCUAAGGACUUGGAUCUUCCCAUCAAGGUCUUCUAUCCAUUGGAUAAACAAAACCCAGUGGUGGUUCUGACCUGGGAGGGUAUUGAAAAGAAAUGGCCGAGUAUUCUACUGAACUCCCACAUGGAUGUUGUACCCGUAUUCCCCGAAAACUGGACGCAUCCACCAUUUGGGGCGGAUAUCGAUGAGGAAGGUCGCAUUUUUGCCAGAGGAUCACAAGAUAUGAAGUGCGUGGGAAUGCAGUAUCUGGCGGCCAUCAGGGCUUUGAAGGAUAAGGGAUCUAAAUUCAAGCGAACCAUUCACAUUUCCUUCGUGCCAGAUGAGGAACUAGGUGGCCGAAAAGGAAUGCUUCCUUUCGUUAGCUCACAGGAUUUUAAAUCCUUAAACAUUGGAUUUUCCCUGGAUGAGGGAAUUGCUUCGCCCACUUCGGAGUUACCCGUUUUCUAUGCAGAGCGAACAGUCAAACGUGUGAUUUUUAAAAUCAGUGGAUCCGCAGGACAUGGUUUGCUGUUGAUGCCCAAUACGGCGGGCGAGAAAUUAAGCUAUAUAACCAGCAAGAUGAUGGAAUUCCGGGCGGAACAAGUGAAGCGUUUGAAGGAUAACCCAGAGUUACAGAUUGGCGAUGUGACCACCAUUAACUUGACAUCCGUGGAUGGCGGAGUUCAGAGCAAUGUCGUUCCUCCCUUGCUGACCGCCUGUUUCGAUAUUCGAUUGUCCUUGGACACUAAUGUCUCCGAGUUUGAAGCUAAUCUGGCUAAAUGGUGCGAAGAGGCUGGCGGCGAUAUUGAGCUUGAUUUUGGAUUAAUUCGGAGAAAAGAUCACAUUCCACCAACUGUCACGAAUGAUUCAAAUCCCUUUUGGGUUGCCUUCAAGAGCGCCACCGAGGAAUUGGGUCUGUCGACCAAACUUCAGGUGUUUCCUGGUGGCACCGACAGUCGCUACCUUCGCAAUGAGGGCAUUCCAGCUUUGGGUUUCUCGCCAAUGAAUAACACCCCAGUUCUUCUUCAUGAUCACGAUGAGUUUCUCCAUGCGGAGACAUACCUAAAAGGUGUGGAUAUUUACCAGAAAAUCAUUGGCAAUUUAGCCAAUGUUUGAAGUUGAAUUUUUCUUAAUUUUAAUGCAUUUAAUGAAGUAAAAAUGUAAUGUAUUAGCGAAAAUUCAAUGAAAUAAUUAAUAAAUGGAGUGAAUACAGAA